Molecule: messenger RNA, 9154 nt
Organism: Bursaphelenchus xylophilus (pine wood nematode)
Lineage: Eukaryota; Metazoa; Nematoda; Chromadorea; Rhabditida; Aphelenchoididae
Source: the annotation of a GenBank genome assembly
AUGCGAAAAAGUGAAAAAAGGCAGGAAAAGGAGGAGGAGGGGGGAAUGGCCAGCGAAACACACAAAAAGCGGAGGUUGGAGCGCUAUGGCGGGGGUGCGAGGUAAAUUUAAUACUUGCAUGAUCCGGCAGAGCUCACUGCAAGGAUUUUGAGGGGUAAACAAGUAGUUUGCAGGGAUUUGGAAGGGCUGCGGGAUUUUGAAUAUUAUCUGGGAGGUCUUAUGGAAAUUUUGAGUGAAAUGGAGCGAUAUUUUGUCGCUGUAGAGAAUGGACACUACAAAAUUGAACCUUAUUUUUUUAUUGAUUAAGUACGCCAAGUGCGACGCUCAGAUUUUCUUUAAAUUUUGCGCACACGUCGGGCACAGGCCACAUAUCAAUUCCGGAAAGUUUUAGCUCGCGUGUUGCUUGCGCUGCUGAGAUAUUAAAGGAUCUUUGCUGCCGAGAGAGCACACUAAACGUGGAGAGCGGUCAGAGAGAAAAACGCUUUUUGGCCAUAACUUUGGCAGUUUCGUGCGAAAAAAUUUGAUUUUCUGUAGAAACAUUACCCUCUAGGGUAGAAAUAGGCAUAAAACUUUUCGUGCGAAAAUUAGCCAAAAAAUGUCAAAUUUUUUCCAAUUUUCGAUCUAUAAAUCUCGGUUGUUUCUGCAAAGCGCGAGCUAGGAUUCUCGCAUAUAUUUUAGAAAACAUCAUUCUAAAUUUGAGCCAACUUCCAUCGAAAUCUGAGCGUCGCACAUGGGGUACUUCCUUUGUUAGUUUCGCGCGGAAAACUUUAUUUUUUGUUGAAAAAUUACCAUCUAACAGAAGUACUUACUCCAAGUGCGACGCUCAGAUUUUAAUGAAACUUAGCACAAAUUUAGAAUAAUUUUUUCUAAGGUAUAUGCGAGAAUCCUAGCUCGCGCUUUGCAGAAACAACCGAGAUUUUUAGAUCGAAAGUCGGCGUAAAUUUAGGACUUUUUGCCGAAUUUCGGCACGAAACGUUUCAUGCCUAUUUCAACCGUAAAGGAUAAUGUUUCUACAAAAAAUCAAAUUUUUCCGCGCAGAACUGCCAAAGUUAUGGGCAAAAAGCGCUUUUCUCCCUGACCGCUCUCCACGUUUAGCGUGCUCUCUCGGCGGCAAAAAUCGUUCGAUAUCUCGGCGGCGCCCGCAAAGCGCGAGCUAAAACUUUCAGGAAUUGAUAUUUAGUCCAUACCCGAAAUGUGUACAAAAUUUUAAGAAAAUCUGAGCGUCGCACUUGGAGUACUUCACCUGUAAGGUAGAAAUCGGCAUGAAACUUUUUGUGCCGAAAUUGGCCAAAAAAUGAAAUUUUUUCCAACUUUCGAAUGAUGUUUUUUUCCUGUUAUUUGGUCAAGUUGACUCGUCAGUUUUCACCAACUUGCCUGGUUGAACUGCUACUUCAAAUCUUUCAAAAUUUCAAUCAAUCUGACCGCCCAAACUGACCGGGCAGACUGGUCAACUUGCCCAGUAAAAUUCAUCAAAAAAUUUUUUUGAAAAUUCGCUCUUCCCCAAUUUUUUAAAACUUUUCAAAAAUACUUCUCACCUUUUUACCCGACCUACCUAUCUCACACGCCUUGACCGCUUGGAAAUCCCAUUCCCCCUCCCAUUCUUGCUCGUAACGUAACCUCAACAAGUUAUUUGCAUAAUGAUUCAUUCGGCGAGGGUAUUCGAAAAUUCGGAAGAAAGGGAAAAGAAAUAUUUUCGGGGCUUUUAAAAUCAUUUUUUUCGAUGUUCAGAUUGCUAUGAGUGAUAAGUUAAAACAAUGAGUAAUGCUUUGGAAAACGAUUUUUAAUGCGAGGAAAGGAUUUUAAUGGCCAAGAAAGCAAAAAUGGACCGUGAAUUUUGUUGUUAUUGCUGGAUUUUUUGUAAAAAAUUUUUCAGUUUUUCAAAAAUAAUGAUAAGGGGGGACCAAGACAAAAAUUUUUCAAUUUUUUGAUUACGGGUUUUUUAGAUUUUCAAAAAUUCCUGAUGAGACAUGGCGAGAAUUAAAGGUAAAAUUUCUUAAGGCGAAUUCAAGAUUUUUAGCCUUCGUUUUGCGAAAUCACCGGGAUUUUUAGGUAAAAAUUAUCGAAAAUUCGUAUUUUUUGCGGUUUUUUGGAUAGAAAUACACUUGUUUUAUCAAAAUGAAAUUCAAUUUUAAUGUCAAAAAAAAUUUUUUUUUUGGACGUGGCCUUAUAGAUAUAAAGAGGCAAACAUGAUUUUUUCUCACUGUCCCUCUUCAUUUCCCGUAAUCUCUCGUUUUCAAAAAUCGUUGAAUAUCUCGGCUGUGCCGAGAUAGCGUGGGCUAAAAAAUUUUUUAAUGUAUUUUCGACGAAUUUAGAAACACUUUUUUUUAAAACUUGAAAAAAAUCCGAGAAAAAAUUUUUUUUUUGCAAAAUUUUUUUUUCUUUUUUCAAUUUUUUUUUUUUUGAUAUUUUGCCUUUUUUAUUUAUAAAAAUUUUCCAAAAAUUUUGAAAUCCCCAUUACAGAAUCUUCCCUGUUUCAAACUCGACUUUUUCUGCUAAUUUCCAAAAAUUAGUGACCAAUUUGAAGAAGUCCGUUCGGCGCUCCCUCCAAAAAAUGUCGAGGAUCUCUUUCUCCCGAAAUGAAAAGGCAUUUCUCGGCUUAUUCACACAAAAUUAUUCUAUUUUUUUAAGAGGUCAUUCUCCCUUUCGUAUUUAUUCGUUUUAUUGCGAUUGGCCUUGCGUAACGAUGACUUUCCCGAAAGAAUUUUUCGGAUUUUUCCAUUUUUUGAGGGAGAUUUUGGCUUGAAAAGAUGUUGGGGUUAUUAGAAGAUACAUAAAUUUUUGAAAAAAUAGGAUUUUUAAAUAAAUAUUUUUUUUAUUUUUGACAAAAGAUUGAUCAGGGGGGACCAAGGGGAAAACGCAAAAAAAAAAAUUUUUUUCGUAAUUUUUUUAUAUUUAUAAUUAUGUUUACAACCCAAGCGCGGUUUUAAAUAUGUAUAUUAAUUAGUGCCAGAUACCAAGCUUCAAAUUUUUUGAAUUUUGAAAAAUUUCGAAAUUGCAAAAUUUUUAUGCCUUGGUCCCCCCUUACUAUUUUUUCGAAAUUUUAAUUUUAAAAAUUUACUGAAAUUUUUGAAAAUUGCAUUUCAUGUGCUGUCAUAAAGUCUCUAGAGUGAUUUUUUAACACAUGCAAUGUGCAAAAACAAAAGUUAACUUUGCACUGUGCAAUUUCUUGCUUUUCGCACCGUGCAAUAGGCUUUUUUGGCUGCCGCUCGCACCCUGCCUUUUUCUGCACAGCGCAAACGCCAAAAAUCACUCCAGCGGCUUUGCCAACGGCCUAGUACACUUAUAUCACUUUUCCAACAAACUUUUAUUCCCCAAUCUCCCCAAACCCUCAAUAAUUUCUUAUCUUUUUAUCAGCCAUUAAACAUUCUCCUUACUCAUUUGUUUAUAAAUGAUUUUUUCUCGACAAGCCUGAUGCUUGGGUCAUUUUUGUUGUCUUUAACCUUUUUUGGCUAGCAUCGGCCCGGUCGUUGGGCAAACAAAGGCAGCGAGGGGAGGAAGAAGAAGAGCUGAUCGAAGGGGAAUACCGAAAAAGGCUUGCGUUUUCGAAAGGCAUAAGAUUUCUCAAGAUUUUUUUGCGGCAUUAGCUCUGCUUUGAUUUUAAGAUUUUUGGGCAGGGUAAAAUACGGAGUUCUUUCUCAACUUUUUUAUUAUCAACCAUUGAAAUUGAUGCUAAAAGAUCGAUAAAAAUUUUUUGUAACAUCGUAAGGGGGGACCAAGGGAAAAAUUUUGCAAAAAAAAAUAAUUUGUUUUUAAAUUUCAGUCGCCAUGUUUAACACAUCUCUGAAAAUAGCUGAAAAAUUUUCCGUAAGCAAUUUGCCGCAAAAACCGAGAUUUUUUGUUGAAAAAGUCAAAAAAAAGUUUAACGAUUUUUUAAACGUUUCAGCUUGGUAUUGAUUUUUAACAAAAUAAAUAUUUUUGUGGAUAUAACUGAUCAUCACAUUCUAGUGAUCUAAUUUGGCUAUUUUGAGAAUGUUUUAGGCAACCACCUUGACCUUGUUGACGACUUAUCGUUAGUUCGUGAGUUUUUUUACUGAUGAUAUGACUUAAAGACGGUGUCUUGACCAUCUUAGGCAAGCAUUGAGAGGAUACUUUUAGGUAAUUUUAGGCAACCGCAUUGACUUUGGUCACGAUCUUGGGUGAGCUUGGCGAUGAUCUGACCUAAGAAAAUGUGUUUUGUAUCCUAGUCAAGUAUUGGGAGUUUAUUCUUUGGGGUAGUUUUUUAAGCAAUCGCCUUGCCCUUGUUCACAACCUAGGUGCUGACAAUCCGACUAAAAAAGGUGUCUUUCAUCCUAAUCAAGCAUUUAGACCAUUUUGGGCGACCUUAUCCAACCAGCUUUACCUUGGUCACGAUCUAAAGCUUGUACCUAUCUCAUAAUCCCGUUGGCUAGCCAGUCAAACAAUUUUGCGGUAUUGGCCAUAAAUAUAGAGCAGAUACCCGAAAUCUGCCCCAAUGAAAUUUUGCGUGCAAUUGCAUCAGUUUGUCGGGAAAAUAAUGAGCAUAAUGUCGCGCCAAUCAUGUCGCUGAAGUGAACAGCAAUUUGAUUUUGCCGCGACACAAUUCGUUUUCUAGACGGCGAUGCGGUUUUCGAUGCGACACUGUCCCCAUUAUUUUCCCGACAAACCAAUAAAGUCGCUUAUAAUUCCUACUACCUUUAGCUGUGCCUCCACCCAUGCCCUUAUCAACAUGAUCCAAUUCAAAUCGCGGCUGAAAACGCCGUUCUGUCUCCUUCUCCAGGCAAUACUCUUCAUCUACAUAACAGACCCCUUUUCCUGGACCUAUGUGGAAGCCCAGGGCCAGCUCAAGUUGCCUCCGGGCCUUCGCCAACAGCGUCAGCAGAUCCGCCAUGCUGUGGGCGGGAUCUACAGCGACAACACGACGCUGUUUUUUCGCAAUUCGCCGUUCAGGGUGACCGAGGACAUCAUUGUAAAUCCGGGGGUUACCCUCGAAAUUGAGACUGGCGUUCAACUUUAUUUCGAUACCGGUGUUGGAAUAAAGGUUUAUGGAGUUCUAAGAGCAAUUGUAAGUUGAUUUUGAAAAGGAUUUUUUGAUCGAAAUUUUGAAAUUUUUUGGUUAAAAUUGGUCAGGGGGGACCAAGGCAAAAUAUUUUUUGAAAUGCACCAAAUUUAACUCUUCGGUUUUAAUGAAACUUGGCACAAAUGUAAAAAAGAUUUUGUAUAACACAUAUGUGAGCUUUUUAGAAGGCAAUUUGAAAAAACAACCGAGAUUUUUCAAUCCAAAAUUUUAAAAAUUUUAAAUUUUUUUUUCAAAUUUUGCUAAAAUUUUGCUUUUUACAUGUUUGCCCCAAGGUUUCCAACGUUUCCACAUAAAAAAUAUUUUUUUCUAAUCAAAAUUCAAAAAGUUAUCGCCGAAAAAAAAAUUUUUCUAGCCGACCCUCUUCAUUUUACAUGCUCUCUCAUAAAAAGUCAAUUUCAAACUUCUAAAAAUCGCAAAGAAAAAAUUAUGAUAUUUCUUUCCAGGGAAACGAAUUUGCCCACAUUGAGAUGCUCCCAUUUCAAGAGCAGCUCAAUUACGAGGAAAAUAUGCCCGAGUUCCGGCUUGUUGAUGGUCCCUCAGUUCGACAAGGACGAUUACAAAUGAAAUACCGGGAUCGAUGGAGAUCAGUGUGCACUAUGGUUACAAAGUAGGCGAUUUAUCUUCGUUUUUUUGUAAAUUUUGAGAUUUUUUUUGAUUGGUCAUCUUCCCCGAAUCUGACCGGUCAAAUUGGGCAAGUUGACCGGUCAUUUAAAUUGGGCAAAGUUUUAAAUUUUUUUCAAAUGUAUUUUUUAUGAUAGGUAGGAUAUGUGCCUGUCAUUUUGGCCAAAUUUCGGGCAUAUUGGGCAAGUUGACGGUCCAAAUUCAAUUCUCAAAUAUAUCAGUCUGUCGGGAAAAUAACGGCGAGUCGUCGCAGCAAAAUAUCUCGCCUCGCCGCUAUCGCACACCAAAUCCCCAGCCGCGGCUUGCCGUCCCAUUUUUUUAUGAUGCAUCGUGAUGUGUGAUUCCAAGGCGCGACGACCCGCCGUUAUUUUCCCGACCGACUGAUGGUUUAUUACGGAAUAAAAAUUCCAAUUACCAUAUCAGUCUGUCGGGAAAAUAAUGUGCACAAUGUCGCUGUGCCGAUUGCGUCGCUGAAGUAAAAAGCAAUUUGAUUUUGCCGCGACACAAUUCAUUUUCUCGGCGGGGUGCGAUUUUCGAUGCGACAGAGUGCUCAUUAUUUUCUCGACAAACUGAUAUACACAUAAUUUUCAUUUUCACCUCUAAAUUCAAACUUCUCCCUUCUUUUUUCCCGCAAAUCCCAUUUUCUUUUCAGUUGGACCUCAAUUGACACCGGAGUUGCUUGUCGAUCAAUGGGCUACUCUGACGGAGGGUUCUGGCGUUGGUAUCGACGAGUCAACGACACCUAUCCGUUGGCAAUGCCAGUGCCGGGCUGUCUUCCGUCGGCGAAGAAUCUGUGGGAAUGCGAUGGCUUCAAAGAGCCGAAUCAAAUCCGAAUGAGCGAGAAUCUCUGUCAGGGAGAAGACGACAUCGGAUUGUACUGUUGGGGACCUCCGACGUUCAACGGAUGGGCCAGGCAUUGGAAAGGUAGGAGAUUUGUUAAUCUGUAAUGUCGAAGAAAACAUCGGUCUGUCGGGAAAAUAACGUGUGUUUUUUUGCGUGUUGGAAUUGCCCAUCAUCUCUUUGAGACGGCUAACCGCAACUGGAGAUUUGGUGGGCGACUGUGACGAGGCUAGAGAUUUUGCUGCGACAAAUCCACAUUAUUUUCCCGACAGACUGAUAAAUGGAAAUUUGGAAAAGAUUUUUUUAUUUUGGUUACAAAAUUGACCGGUCAAUUCGAUCAGUCUGACUGAUAAUUUUGCCAAAAUUCAACUGGACAGGUCAACCUCUAGAAAAUUACAAAAAAAAUCUUUUCUAAAAAAAGCGAUGUAACUGGUCAAUUUCAUCAAUAUGACCGGUUAGUUUGACCUAUAAAUUUAUUGAAAUUUCAAACAACACGAUUUUAUGGGAACCAAAAACUUUGAUGAGCAGCUUGCCCAAUCUGACCAUAAUUAAAAUAACAUUAGUCUGUCGGGAAAAUAAUGAACAUGAUUUUUCUGGACCAAUCACGUCGCUGAAGUGAAAAGCAAUUUGAUUUUGUUGCAACACAAUUCAUUUUCUCUGUGGUGAUGCGAUUUUCGAUCCGACAGAGUGCUCAUUAUUUUCCCGAUAGGCUGAUGUUCAAACCAACAAAAAACUGAAUAUUCUUUAUGGCAUUCCAACUUUUUGCGCUGGAUAAUGAUAAAAAGAUCGCUGUAAAUGAACUACGCACCUAUUCAGGCAUCCAAAUCUUCAACUCUCCCUUCUACUACGUCCCCAACGACCCGGAUAUGGUCGCGGCUCAACGAGAAUCCCACAGUCGUCUCGAGUUCAUCGACAUCAUGUACGCCGGCUACGAUGGCUACACGAAAAACAUGACCGCCGCAUUGUACAUCGAAGGGGUCCCGCCGAUCAUGAACGGGCUCCGAAUCCAGCGGAGUGCUCGGGAUGGAAUCCAUUUUUACGAACCCACCGGCCCCAUUAUUCUGGCCAACUCCACGGUGGCCGACAAUCGAGGGCACGGGUUGGUGAUUGAGAAUACGACGGACGGAAGAUUGUUCGUGAAUUGGACACUGAUCUCGGGGAAUUAUGGCGAUGGGAUUUGGUAUAGGCAACGAUAUGGAGGCGCUAGUUUGGUGAGGCAACCCGGAAUGCCUGGACGUAAGUUUUUCAGCGAUUUUUUUUCAACUGAUAGGGGAAGUACUCCAAGUGCGACGCUCAGGUUUUGAUGAAACUUGGCACAAAUUUAGAAUAUUUUUUUCUAAGAAUACCAGCUCGCGCUUUGCAGAAAAAACCGAGAUUUUUAGAUCGAAAGUCGGCGAAAAUUUAGGACUUUUUGCCGAAUUUCGGCACGAAAAUUUUGAUGCCUACUUCUACUGUAAAAAUAAUGUUUCUACAAAAAAUCAAAUUUUUCGGCACGAAACUGCCAAAGUUAUGGCCAAAAAGCGCUUUUCUCUCUGACCGCUCUCCACGUUUAGCGUGCUCUCUCGGCAGCAAAAAUCGUUCGAUAUCUCGGCAGCGCCCGCAAAGCGCGAGCUAAAACUUUCAGGCAUUGACAUUUAGUCCAUACCCGACGCGUGUGCAAAAUUGAAAGAAGAUCUGAGGGUCGCACUUGGAGUACUUCCUCGGUGAGCUGCGCUAAAACUUUCCGGCGAAUGGAUUGGCAAUUCGCUAAAAAAGGCGCGAAAAAUCCUUCUUUCGGUCAAGAAAUGGGGAGUUUUUGGGGCGAGAGAGUAAGUCUGUGCGCGUCUUUUCUCUGUCUUCUCUGUGAAAUCAAGAAGUGUAAAAGCCCGACGCAAUGUGCGAAAACAAAAAAUUGUAAAAUGUACUGUGCAAAGUGGGGGUUUUUUGUGCAUGGCGCGACAAAAUGUCCAUGCACUUUAUGAAAAUACUAAUACCAUUCUGUCGGGAAAAUAAUGAGCACUCCGUGGCAUCGAAAAUAGCAUCGCAAAAAUGAAUUGUGCCGCGGCAAAAUCGAAUUGCUUUUCACUUCAGCGACACGAUCGGCACAGCGACAUCGCGCUCAUUAUUUUUCCCAGACUGAUAACAAAGAUCUCUUCUUCAGGUUACAAACGCGAGCUGACUUCAUCGCCUCAUCUCCAUCUCAUGAACAUCGAAAAGCCUCGUGCUGAGAUUUGCGAGUCCCACAAGUACAACGAAUCCCUCUUUUUCCCCCAUCUCUUCGCCAUUCAUCUUCAAAACGGCUCCACCUACAGUGAGCUUCAGCCGAGGCCUUGUUGGAUUCAGGUGCGGCUUCCAAAGCGGCUCGAUUACGUUUAUACUCUGCAAUUUUUGUCCGUCGCCAACCGGAACCCGCAUCAAUUUGGAAGCAGGACUGAUUUGAUUGUUUGCGAUGGAAAUUUCACUUUUGUGGAGUUAUGUGCGAGGGAGAGGUUUAGAUUGCCGAUCAGGAAUGGAGUCAUCCCACAAAGUGUUUCUAUCAGGUAUGAAAAAAAUGGCUUUUUCAGUGAUUUUUUGAGCAAAAAAAUUUUUGUAAAAAUAAGCUUUUUUUUGACUUAUAACAGCGAGAAAAACUGCGACAGCUUCAGAUUUAUUAUCUCUAGCGGCAAAUCCAACUUAUAA